GCGGUGUAGGGCAUUUCUGGGCAUGGUGCGACACCUACGGCAUUGACUAGGGCAACAAUGUUGAGCUCCGACAAUCGGUCAACUCCACGUUCGUCUGGUACCGCUAAUCAACAUUCACCAUUGUCUGCCUAUCGGAUGUCCCGACUUCCUUCCCAGUCUGGCGCGCUCGUAAACAGUGUUUGGAACUCCCGAGGAUGGACUAUUCAGGAGUUUCUCGCUUUCUCUUCUAGCAGGAAAAUUGGAGAACCACAAGGAGUCUGUCAGCGUCAUGCAGGAGUUAGAAGAUGCAACAGCGCCGACUUCCGUUCGAUAACGAGAGGUGUCUGA
Messenger RNA from Suillus discolor, 327 nucleotides. RefSeq lists its product as uncharacterized. The transcript has a single exon. NCBI's taxonomy places the organism in Eukaryota, Fungi, Basidiomycota, Agaricomycetes, Boletales, Suillaceae. The record is from RefSeq and is a predicted model, not a curated record. Bases 58 to 327 code for a protein of 89 amino acids.